UCGGCUCCUCUGCGCGUCUGAAUGCGCCUGAGGUCGCUGUUCUUAGCGUCACUUCUCCCUCUUCUCUUUCGAUUUUGGAGGGAUAAUGGAGAAACACCACACGGACUCACGAGUCAAAGGAGUCAGCACAGGGACCACCAUCCUGGCUGCCACUUUUGAUGGAGGGGUCGUAAUUGGUUCAGAUUCCCGGGCAUCUAUUGGAGGGGAAUAUGUAUCAUCUAAGACAAUCAACAAGGUGAUUCAGGUUCAUGACCGGAUCUUCUGCUGCAUGGCCGGCUCACUCGCAGACGCUCAGGCCGUCACCAAGGCUGCAAAGUUCCGCCUGUCCUUCCACAGUGUCCAGAUGGAGGCCCCUCCUCUAGUGAUCGCAGCAGCAUCUGUGCUGAAAGAACUGUGUUACAAGAACAGAGAAGAGCUGGAGGCCGGCUUCAUCACAGCGGGCUGGGACAAGAAGAAAGGACCACAGGUGUACGUGGUGUCUCUUGGUGGGAUGUUAGUCCGCCAGCCGAUUACCAUCGGUGGCUCAGGCAGCACGUACAUCUACGGCUACGUUGACGCCAAAUACAAACCCAACAUGAGCCGAGAGGACUGUCUACAGUUUGCCACUAAUGGUACUGCUGUUUUUGCUUAUGUACCCAAAUUUAAACUAGUGUGCUUGUUUUGUCAGUAAGUUCAUGUGAUGAUUUAAAAAUGAGUUAUGGGGGGACUGGGUCAUGAUUCCAUUUAAAAAUAUGGAUAUGAAGUAAGGUUGUAAUAGACGAGGAUGAUUGAUGCUUGGUAAAUCUUUACUCAAUGUAAAAAAAAAAAAGCAGAGUAGUUAAGACAAGAUUUUAUUUCAACAUCUAGCAGUCUUCUGUGGGAUGAGGAGUUUGCUCUGUGUGUCAUUUGUGACCUGACUUUGUGAAUUUAACAUGAAGAAGUUAGGUUAACCCCUUGAAACCUGGAUUGAUAUCAGUUGUCUUUUCCUGCAUUGAAAUGUCUUUCACAAGCUCUUUGACUGUUUAAAACAUAAGCAGAUUGGUUUGAUUUCCUCUGCAAACAUGUUAAAAAUGGCGAUAACCAACUGGGCAAGAAAUAUCCCAA
This is a messenger RNA of Plectropomus leopardus (leopard coralgrouper), 1083 nucleotides long. The record is from RefSeq and is a predicted model, not a curated record. NCBI's taxonomy places the organism in Eukaryota, Metazoa, Chordata, Actinopteri, Perciformes, Serranidae.